Molecule: messenger RNA, 7149 nt
Organism: Drosophila melanogaster (fruit fly)
Lineage: Eukaryota; Metazoa; Arthropoda; Insecta; Diptera; Drosophilidae
Gene: fred
Product: friend of echinoid
Exons: 9
Coding region: 547-4518 (1323 amino acids)
Biological process (GO): system development; animal gross anatomical part developmental process; animal organ development
Cellular component (GO): membrane
Source: RefSeq, marked reviewed
CGGCCACGGGCGGCAAAGCGGAAAAGUCGGGAAGAACUGGAAAGGCCGAGUGGAAAAGUCUCCUAAAAACAGGACCCCAAGUAUAUGUAGAAACCGAAGAAACGCGAGUGCGGAAAAGCGUUGCAGUGGAAAUUGCGGACAGGCGGAAACCGCGUUUCGCUUACAUUGUCCAGCCGUAGUAUCGGCAUCUCGAGUGCGUGAAUAUUUGAACGAGCAUUUCAGCAUCGCAUUGCAAAAUCAAUUCUCGAGUGAGCCUUUAAAAACACGCAAAUUGAAACCGAAAUAGAGAGAAAAAAACGCACAACCGCAGAAACAAAAACCGAAAUGUGUCUCGGGAUAAUCGUCAGCCAAAUUGCAUUUCCAUUGCGACAUUAAAAUGCAAUUUGGGCGGGUCGCCGACUCCAGUUACUGUCAAACUGUUGCCUCUUUAGCGGAUUAAUAUUUCUGUAAAUACCACCCAAAGAGUUGAACGAAACAAAAAAAAAGCGCACAAGAAAAACAGGCGGAAAAACAGAAAAUUCAUCAGCAACAGCACAGCAGUCAAACAUGUCGACCAUAAAGCUGCUCAUUAUCGGUCAACUUUGGCUCUCGAUUGGCCUGAUCUCCGGGGACGAUUCGCUGGACACGCGUGAGGGCGUCGAUCUGGUGCUCAAGUGCCGCUUCACCGAGCAUUACGACUCGACCGACUUCACCUUCUACUGGGCGCGAUGGACCUGCUGCCCCACAUUGUUCGAGAACGUGGCCAUUGGCGAUGUGCAGCUCAACUCGAAUUAUCGCUUGGACUUCCGACCCAGUCGCGGAAUUUACGAUUUGCAAAUCAAAAACACAUCUUAUAAUCGAGAUAAUGGACGCUUUGAGUGCCGCAUCAAGGCGAAGGGAACGGGCGCGGAUGUCCAUCAGGAGUUCUACAAUCUGACCGUGCUGACGGCUCCACAUCCGCCGAUGGUCACUCCCGGCAAUUUAGCAGUGGCCACCGAAGAGAAGCCAUUGGAGUUGACCUGCAGCAGUAUUGGUGGCUCACCAGAUCCAAUGAUAACCUGGUACCGAGAGGGCAGCACAGUGCCACUGCAGUCGUAUGCUCUGAAGGGCGGAUCGAAGAACCACUAUACAAACGCCACACUCCAAAUUGUUCCCCGACGGGCCGACGAUGGCGCCAAGUACAAAUGCGUCGUCUGGAAUCGUGCCAUGCCCGAGGGUCAUAUGCUGGAGACCAGCGUCACGCUGAAUGUCAACUACUAUCCCCGAGUGGAGGUCGGACCCCAGAAUCCUUUAAAAGUAGAACGGGAUCAUGUGGCGAAACUGGACUGCAGAGUGGAUGCCAAACCGAUGGUUAGCAAUGUGCGAUGGUCCCGAAAUGGUCAAUAUGUGAGUGCCACGCCCACCCACACCAUAUAUAGAGUAAAUCGCCAUCAUGCCGGGAAGUACACCUGCAGUGCGGACAACGGCUUGGGCAAAACUGGCGAAAAAGAUAUAGUCUUGGAUGUUCUAUAUCCGCCGAUUGUGUUUAUCGAAUCGAAAACGCACGAAGCGGAGGAAGGUGAAACGGUUUUGAUUCGUUGCAAUGUCACCGCAAAUCCAUCGCCCAUCAAUGUCGAAUGGCUAAAAGAAGGAGCUCCGGACUUCCGAUACACUGGCGAGCUCUUAACCCUCGGUUCAGUGAGGGCUGAGCACGCCGGAAACUAUAUCUGCAGAUCGGUGAACAUUAUGCAACCGUUCAGUUCGAAACGUGUAGAGGGUGUGGGCAAUUCCACGGUGGCUCUAUUGGUUCGACAUCGGCCGGGCCAGGCUUAUAUAACUCCGAAUAAGCCAGUCGUUCAUGUGGGCAAUGGUGUGACUCUAACCUGUUCAGCGAAUCCGCCCGGAUGGCCUGUACCCCAAUACCGAUGGUUCCGAGAUAUGGAUGGUGACAUUGGAAAUACACAGAAAAUUUUAGCGCAAGGUCCACAGUACUCUAUACCGAAAGCUCACUUGGGAAGCGAGGGCAAGUACCACUGUCAUGCGGUCAACGAGUUGGGAAUUGGUAAAAUAGCCACCAUAAUCUUAGAGGUACAUCAGCCACCCCAGUUUCUGGCCAAACUACAGCAACAUAUGACACGUCGGGUGGGCGAUGUAGACUAUGCGGUCACCUGCAGUGCCAAGGGAAAGCCUACACCGCAAAUUCGAUGGAUCAAAGAUGGUACCGAGAUUCUGCCCACUCGCAAGAUGUUUGAUAUAAGAACUACACCCACGGAUGCCGGUGGCGGAGUGGUGGCGGUGCAAAGUAUACUGAGAUUCAGGGGUAAGGCUAGACCGAAUGGAAACCAACUACUUCCGAACGAUAGAGGUCUGUAUACUUGCCUUUACGAAAACGACGUAAAUUCGGCCAAUUCUUCAAUGCAUCUGAGGAUCGAGCACGAACCGAUAGUCAUUCAUCAGUACAACAAAGUGGCCUACGAUCUUCGAGAAUCCGCUGAGGUUGUCUGCAGGGUUCAGGCCUAUCCGAAACCGGAGUUUCAAUGGCAAUACGGCAACAAUCCUUCGCCAUUGACCAUGUCUUCGGAUGGUCAUUAUGAAAUUAGUACGAGAAUGGAGAAUAAUGAUGUGUACACCUCCAUUUUGAGGAUAGCACACUUGCAGCACUCUGAUUACGGAGAAUAUAUUUGCAGAGCUGUAAAUCCUUUGGACAGCAUAAGAGCACCAAUAAGACUGCAACCCAAAGGAUCGCCAGAGAAACCCACCAAUUUAAAGAUCCUCGAAGUUGGUCACAACUAUGCCGUCCUAAACUGGACACCGGGAUUUAAUGGCGGCUUUAUGAGCACCAAAUAUCUGGUGAGCUACAGGAGAGUGGCAACACCCAGGGAACAAACCCUAUCCGAUUGUUCAGGAAAUGGCUAUAUACCCAGCUAUCAGAUCAGCAGUUCGUCCAGUAAUUCCAACCACGAAUGGAUCGAAUUCAAUUGCUUUAAGGAGAACCCCUGUAAACUCGCACCAUUGGAUCAACAUCAGAGUUAUAUGUUUAAGGUUUAUGCCCUGAAUUCGAAGGGCACCUCGGGAUAUUCGAAUGAGAUAUUGGCCACCACCAAAGUCAGUAAAAUUCCACCGCCUUUGCAUGUUAGCUACGAUCCCAAUUCACAUGUUCUGGGCAUCAACGUGGCCGCCACCUGUCUGUCCCUCAUUGCGGUGGUGGAAUCACUGGUAACCAGGGAUGCCACGGUGCCCAUGUGGGAGAUUGUGGAAACCCUGACUUUGCUCCCGUCGGGCAGCGAAACGACCUUCAAGGAGGCCAUCAUCAAUCAUGUGUCGCGUCCAGCCCACUACACCACCGCCACCACGUCCGGAAGGAGCCUUGGAGUGGGUGGUGGCUCCCACCUGGGCGAGGAUCGCACCAUGGCGUUGGCCGAGACCGCGGGACCCGGUCCAGUGGUGCGGGUCAAACUCUGUCUGAGAUCUAACCACGAGCACUGUGGUGCAUAUGCCAAUGCAGAAAUUGGCAAGUCCUACAUGCCGCACAAAUCCUCCAUGACGACAUCUGCAUUAGUGGCCAUCAUCAUCGCUUCGCUUUCUUUCGUCGUCUUUCUUGGUCUUCUCUACGCUUUUUGCCACUGCCGUAGGAAACAUGCCGCCAAAAAGGAGAGUAGCUCAGUAGGAGGAGGAGUUGGAGGAGGCAACGCUAACGCCACGGCUAAUCCAGGAUCUACCGGUGCCAAAGAGUACGACCUCGACUUGGACGCCAGCCGAAGACCGUCGCUAAGUCAGGAUCCACAGCAAUCGCAACAGCAGCCACCGCCACCACCACCCUACUAUCCCACGGGAACUCUGGACUCCAAGGACAUUGGCAAUGGGAACGGCGGCAUGGAGCUCACCCUCACCGCCCUACACGAUCCUGAUGAGCAGCUGAAUAUGCAACAGCAGCAGCACCACAGCAACCACGGCCAGUAUCAACAGCCCAAAGCCAUACUGGGUAUCUACGGCGGAGUGGCUGGCUCUGGGGGCAACAAUUCCGGCGGACAGCAUCCACAUUCGAACGGCUACGGCUAUCAUGUGACAAGUGCCAUCGGCGUGGACAGCGACAGCUAUCAAGUGCUGCCCUCCGUUGCCAACUCAGCAGCCGGAUCCCACGGACAUGGCAGUGGACACGGACACGGACUAGGAGCCGGAGAGUGGUCAAGCAGCAAUUCGAACGAGAAUAACUACAGUAAUGCCAGGGAUCUGUCGCAGGAGGCAUUGUGGCGCCUCCAAAUGGCCACCGCCCAGUCGCAACAGAUUUACGUGGAGCGACCACCGUCGGCAUUCAGUGGCCUGGUCGACUAUAGUGGCUAUUCGCCGCACAUCCCCACGGUGACCAGUUCGCUCAGCCAACAGAGUUUCAGUCCAACGCAGCAAUUAGCGCCCCACGAAAUGCUGCAGGCCGCCCAGCGUUACGGAACUUUGAGGAAAUCCGGAAAACAACCGCCUCUUCCCCCGCAGCGAAAGGAUAUGCAGCAGCAGGCGAAGCCACCUCAGCAAAUGGCGGAUAUAAUACAGGAUUUGGCAAAUUAAACUAAUUGCCAGUUGAGAGACAACAAGAACAAGAUAAAACAAAAAAAAAAAGGCAACCAAAUACAUUUCGACAUAAGCAUUUGAGUAAGUAAACAUAACAAAAAAUAUAUAGAUAAAAACACAAGCAAAUAAUCAUAAAAUAAAAUGAAAUUUUUUAGCUGUUUAAGUGGCGUGAAAAUUGCUUGCAAUGCAAAAUCAACAUGCAAAAUAAAAAAUCCUUGCCUAUUUCGACCAAAAAACAAGAAAGAGUUCUGUAAAUUUAAAGAACCGAAAGAAAUACGAAAGAGAAUAGUAACUACAACUCCAAUUAGGUUAAGAAUUAAAAAAAGUAAUUCACAAACCUAAUAAUUCCCAAAGGAAGUUUUUUAGCAAGAGAACAAAUUCUCGUAAAAAUCAAUUUCUUCUUCAAAUAUGAGUAUUGACUUUUAAAAAUUUAUAGACUUCAAACAUUUUAUGUUCAAACAUGGGUACAUUUGUAAUAGAUAGUGUUCAAGCGAAAAUCGAAUGCAGUUUUCUGAUUCAGCCCACGUUAUUUUGCUCACUGCUUAUUCUAUUUAUUUAAAAAUAAUAAUACUUUUUCAAAACUGUGGCCAAAAUAUUGAGGUUCAUGGCGACAAACUGCAAAACUACCGCCAUAAUAUUCUGGUCAAAUCAUUGUUAAACCGACAGCCAAACACAAAAGCCACCUUUGAGGUUUCUAUGCAUUUUUUUUUUUAAAUAUGGAAAUUGUUCUCGUUUAAAUCAAAUAAAAGAGACAAAAUGUUCAUUUAAUUGCUUUUCCGCCCAGUCAGCCCAAAAUGCAAAAUAAACAUGACCAAUAAAAAUCAAACUUCGACACAAUGCGAAAAAGGGGAAAGGUUGGCAAAAGUUUUUCGACUCCUCAUUAGCUUUUGUCUCCAUUGGGGCAUUAAAUUGGAACGAAUAUUUGUUUGCUCGGUUCGACUAAUUGCGCUGCUAAUUUCAAUUGUUCGCAUUGUCGGCAAGCAAUAAUAAUGCAAAAAUUGUAAUUACAAAUUAACAAUUGGUCGUCUGGGUCCCUCGGUGACCUAAAAUUAGAUUGUGUAAAUUUGCAAAUUAAUUUGCCAUUGCACAAAGAGCUCCGUGCAAUUCAGCUCGGCAAAAUCAGAGCACACAAUAUCAAUUUAUUUACUGUGCAAUCUGUAAAUAGUAGAACAUGGAGUCAUUAAAUUGCAACUGCUAAAAAAAAAACUUGAAAAUUUAGUACUGCCAGUCAAAAGUCCAAGUGAGUUGCAUUUACAUAAAAAUAGGCUAACAAAAAAAAUAUCUACACAGCGUCAUACAAGACCGCAAAAAUAUGGAAAUUCAAAUAGAAACAGUAUCUUUUAGCAAAAAGAGAAAAUCUUUAAAAUAAAAUCAUAAUAGCCGGCAAAUGGAAUAAUCAACAGACAUCAAAACGAAUUCGAAUUAAAUUUUAAACUGCGGGAAGCUUAAAACCGAUUUUGUAAACUACAACUGGGUGAAAAGUUCAAUACAAAUACUUUUAUUUACUUUUCACCUUCAUUUGUGAAAGGUGAUUACCGAAAAAUCAUCAGCCAACUAUAGCAAAACUUUCUCCCAACUUGCGGAUGAAACAAAAAUGAUACAAAUUCCUUUUUGCUUUCUUUUUUCGCUCUAAAAUUAUAAAAUCGAAAUGGGUUGUAAAAACAAUCAGUUGUACAGAAUUCUUUGCUUGCUUUCGAUUGUUAGUAAAACCCUUGAGCACUCAGUGAUAUUGUAAAAAUACACAAAAUAUUUAAUUGCACAGCAAAGUAUAAAAGAAGGGGGAAUUAUCUUUAAUCCAAUACUUGUUUAGCUCUGUUAUGAAAUAUUUGAGUAAUAAAUCCACAUAAUUGAUACUUUUAACAAACAAAAUAAAAACGUAAUAUGUGAGCAUUAAAAAUGAAAAAUGUAUCAGUAUUUUAUUUGAAUAAUUGCAAGCGGAAGCAAGGAAUUUAGUAAAAUAAAAUAAUUUCGUUUUUGAAUGAAGGUUACAUAAAUUUCUCUUAGCGAUAAAAACUAUUUAAUGGAUAUUAAAGAUUUAAGGACAUUGUAAAUAGAUAAACAGAGUAAACCAAAGAGUUUAGAAAUUUAAUUUGAAAUAAAUGUGUUUAAAACAUAAUCGAAAAUAUUUAUUAGAAUAGUGAAUAAUAUCUGCAUUUUUAUGAAUGGGUUACUGUGGCGUUGAGUAAGAUACAUCUAUAAAUGGUAUUUCUUAUUUAAUUAAUGAUCUUACUUUUAACUAUGUAUAAUAAAAAAAUAGUUUUAAAAAUAGUUAAGGAGUUUUAUUUAGUCCCCGAACAAACUCAGACCACCCACGCAUUUUUCAAGUAUCCACCUAGAUAUAAACAAAGAUGUACUGGUAAUCCAAAACCAAAUAUGAUCAAAAUAGCCAAUAACUUUAGUCUAAGUCUGCGACUAUAUUAAACUGUCCAUUUUCGUUCUAUAAUUUUUACUCAAACUAAAUGUAAACUAUUAAAUCUGCUUUUAAAAAAAAAAAGAACCGAGAGAACAGAAAUGUUCACGCCAGGCGAUUGAAACAUUUUACUGACCUUUUUAGUGCGAAACCAAAAGUUUAAACUAAUUUUAAUUGUAAACCUAGACAGUAAUGAUAUACGAUAUAUUAUACAAUGU